This is a messenger RNA of Phacochoerus africanus (Common warthog), 2697 nucleotides long. It is a transcript of the gene ERGIC1, whose product is annotated as endoplasmic reticulum-golgi intermediate compartment 1. Lineage: Eukaryota; Metazoa; Chordata; Mammalia; Artiodactyla; Suidae. Gene Ontology annotation, biological process: retrograde vesicle-mediated transport, Golgi to endoplasmic reticulum; endoplasmic reticulum to Golgi vesicle-mediated transport. The coding region runs from base 1 to 999 and encodes 332 amino acids. Gene Ontology annotation, cellular component: COPII-coated ER to Golgi transport vesicle; endoplasmic reticulum membrane; endoplasmic reticulum. The record is from RefSeq and is a predicted model, not a curated record. The transcript is spliced from 11 exons.
AUGCCGGCUCUGGGGCCCUUGAACACGCCUGCAGCUGAGGCAUCGUGCUAUGAAAAGAAAUUACAGAAGAAAUCCAUUAGUCAGAGAUUUCCAGUGGCAGUUUCCUUGCUUGGGAGCUGGAGGAGACUGACGCGUGUUUAUUUUGGGUUUGACAUCUACAGGAAGGUGCCCAAGGACCUCACGCAGCCGACAUACACUGGGGCCAUUAUCUCCAUCUGCUGCUGCCUCUUCAUUUUCUUCCUCUUCCUCUCGGAGCUCACCGGAUUCAUAACGACAGAAAUCGUGAACGAGCUCUACGUCGAUGACCCGGACAAGGAUAGCGGGGGCAAAAUUGACGUCAGCCUGAACAUCAGUCUACCCAAUUUGCACUGCGAGUUGGUCGGGCUGGACAUCCAGGAUGAGAUGGGCAGGCACGAAGUGGGCCACAUCGACAACUCCAUGAAGAUCCCGCUCAACGACGGGGUGGGCUGCCGCUUCGAGGGGCAGUUCAGCAUCAACAAGGUCCCAGGCAACUUCCACGUGUCCACACACAGUGCCACAGCCCAGCCACCGAACCCGGACAUGACCCAUGUCAUCCACAAGCUCUCUUUUGGGGACACACUACAGGUGCAGAACAUCCACGGAGCUUUCAAUGCUCUCGGGGGAGCAGACAGACUCACCUCCAACCCUCUCGCCUCCCACGACUACAUCCUGAAGAUCGUGCCCACGGUUUACGAGGACAAGAGUGGCAAGCAACGGUACUCUUACCAGUACACGGUGGCCAACAAGGAGUACGUCGCCUACAGCCACACGGGCCGUAUCAUCCCCGCCAUCUGGUUCCGCUAUGACCUUAGCCCCAUCACGGUCAAGUACACAGAGAGACGGCAACCUCUGUACAGGUUCAUCACCACGAUCUGUGCCAUCAUCGGCGGAACCUUCACCGUUGCUGGCAUUCUGGACUCGUGUAUUUUCACAGCCUCAGAGGCCUGGAAGAAGAUCCAGCUGGGAAAGAUGCAUUGACGACCCGCCCGGCCCGAUGGCCGAGGACCCAGGGAGACCGCUCACCCUGCCUCCAGCGCCCUGUCUCCUCCUGCCCUCUCUCUGGCCCAGGAUCUGGCUGCGUCCCAAAGUGGGGGUGAGGGGAAGGAGGGGGUGGCUUAUGGGUUUGCAGCUACCUCUUUUCCCCAUGUUUAACUUUAGCUGAAUGACACUGCCUGAAGUCGGGGUGCUCCUUUCUUUCCCUGAGGAGCCCCACGAUCAGAGUCGGGCAAGGAAGGCUUGGGGAUAUUGGGAACCACUCCUGGGACAGCUGCAGUCCCUUCGCUCUUAGGGGAGCAGCUCACAAUCCACGUCCACCAGCCCUCAACCAGGCUCUGACAAUCUCGCAGCCCCCAUCGUUUCAGACGCAUUAAUCACCUGGUUUCUCCCCUGGGCAACCAACCCACCCACAGACCUGAGCUCCUGACCUUGGACCUGGCUGCCCAAAGGUACCCCCAGCCGGCGCCCACAACAAAGAAUGGUACUUCCCAGGCAAGCCCCUGAGAUGUGGCGCUGCAGGUGGAGCCCUCGCUCCUCCUCCAUCCCUUCCUGUCCAACCUAGAGCCCAGCCUCAAGGCCCUCGCCCCUGCCCCUUCCUUUUUCUCCCCAGAAGCAGAUGCCCAGUUGCUGGGCAACAGCUGUGUAGGCUCAAGUCUGCCCACUGGUCACCGGGCACGUGGCGAGUUCCCCUUCUCUUCUUGUUCCUCUGAGCCCCCUGCCAAUGUGCCUCAGCCCCCUACCCCAACCCUGUGCUGUGUGGCAACUGCAUCGCUUGGUGGAGGGGCUGGCUGUGAUGAAUGAGGAAGCAUCCUUUGAGAACUGGGCAUGGCUUGUGCACCUAUGGUCCGGAUGGGACGCAUCCUUUUCUGCAACCCUAAAAUAAGCAUUUUUUGGCCAGGCAGUUGCCAUUGCUCCCAAGGGCUUGGGUGGGGGAAGCAAAGCAGACCAGCCCUUCUCCCAUCUUAGGACCUGAAGGCAAACAGCUCAUGGGCCUCUCCUGCAGCCCAGUUGUGACCCGCUUGUCCCGCUGAGCUCCCCCAUUAGCCGGCCACACACCAACUCCCUCCUGGUCCCUGGGGCAACUCCAUUGUCUCCCCACUUGCUCAUGGAUGGGUCCCUACCCCACUGCUCCCCCUCAUCCUUCCCCUGUAGUCCUGAAAGGGAGGGGCAAUGGUCCAGGCACAAAUUCCACCCCCCCCCCACCCCCGGGGAAUUUUAGUUAUGCCCUCCUGUCCCAGGCAAAGGGCCGCCCACCUGUUUCCCAUUUAUAUCAAGAUUGUUUGCAUACUUUUGUAAUUAAGGGCACUGUCCAGUGGAAUGAGUUUUUAAAUUAUCUAUGUGGAUGGCUCAAGUCUCCACCAUUUGUAAAAUUGUAAUUUGGGCUCUAGAUUCCAAUAAGAAAAGCUUUCCCUUUGGCAUAUGAGUUGACUAAUAGAAGUGUAAACUGCAUUUGGUUAUUUCUGGUAACUGGCCACUCGGAUGGAUUUUUUGUUUUUUUUGUUUUGUUUUGUUUUGGCAUUCUGUUCCCCAUUUACAGAAAGGAGCCCCUUGGGUGUGUGAAGACAUGUGCCUGGAGAGGGUGGGCAGGGCUGGGUGGGGAAAUGUGUGGCAUGCCCAGGAAUUGAAAUUCCACUUUUAUGCAUUAAAAAAAAAAAAAAAAAAAAACCUCUUGAGGACCUA